Molecule: messenger RNA, 2415 nt
Organism: Liolophura sinensis
Lineage: Eukaryota; Metazoa; Mollusca; Polyplacophora; Chitonida; Chitonidae
Product: membrane-bound transcription factor site-2 protease-like
Exons: 9
Coding region: 290-1750 (486 amino acids)
Biological process (GO): membrane protein intracellular domain proteolysis; regulation of response to endoplasmic reticulum stress
Cellular component (GO): membrane; cytoplasm
Molecular function (GO): metalloendopeptidase activity
Source: RefSeq, a predicted model, not a curated record
UUCAAGUAAAGUGGUUUUACUCAAUUCCAUCUCACAACCGAACAUAUUUGCCUCUUCGAACAAACGACAGUGGUGAAAAUGUGGCUUAGUGGCCUGAAGAAGUAGAGAUCCCCUCCCCACGCGAUGCUUGGCGUGUGAGAUCGGGCCGUACGCGGCGUUUCCAGCGUGUACAAUACGUGUUGAGAGCGAGUUGGACGCACGAUGAAGUUGUUCUAUUUUUAGUCGGAUUGGUCAUUGUUUUGGCUCCCUUUGACAACAACAGUGGGGUGGGCGCACAUGGCCACUCAGAAUGCAACAGGCCACAGGGAUUGCGGUCGUCUUUGGCUUCUGGUCAUCCCUUUAUUUACUUGAUGUCUUUUUAAAGGCGAAGCGGCGCUAUUCCCGGUCAUACCUGCAGUUUCUGGACGGCACUGGACUCUCGGUCUCCAUCUGUCAGCUUAGAUGGUUCUCUACCUGGUUUAAUCGCCUUUUUGUCAGAAUCGCUCAAUGGAAGCCUGGAUUUCUCCGCGCCUGGUUCACCAUGGGCAUAGUGUUCGCAUUGGUUGCCAUGGUGAUGUCCGUGUUUUUGCUGAGUUUACUGGUCAUCAACACUAUUCGCAGACAGCCAGUCGAACAACAAGUCCUAACGCCAGUGAUGCCAGGCGUAAAUCUGCCGGCUAGUCAGAUUACAUAUUACCUGCUCACACUCCUUGUCUGUGGUAUUCUCCAUGAGGUCGGACAUGCCGUGGCAGCUGUCAGAGAACAAGUUCGAGUGAACGGAUUCGGAAUCUUUGUCUUACUGCUGUAUCCUGGAGCUUAUGUGGAUUUAUCAACAGAACACUUACAGAUUAUCUCCCCCUUACGACAGCUGAGGAUUUACUGUGCAGGAGUGUGGCAUAAUUUCAUCAUCGUAUUAGCGUCUGUGAUAUUUUUAUUUGUGUUGCCAUGGUUACUGGUUCCCUUUUACACCGUUGGUAAUGCAGUGGUUUUAACCCAUGUUUUAGAAAAUUCUGCCGUGUCGGGUCCUCUUGGAUUGGCUGUUGGUGAUCAUGUGACCAGCAUAGGGGACUGUCGAGUGACGAGCGUAGAGGACUGGCAGACAUGUAUUCGUGUCAGUCUUCAGGAGAGGAACUCGGGCUAUUGUAUGUCCCUGGCCCUAAUAGACAAGUGGGACACAGCCACUAAGAGUUUGUCUGAUGUCCCAGCUAAAGACUGUUGCAAUCGCACCAGUAGUACUCAUCUCUGUUUUUCCUAUCAUACAAGAGCCAGUCCUGAUCUGAAAUAUGCGUGUUUGCCAGCGCGCAGUACGACAGACCGUCCACCGUGUAAGCUGCACAGUGACUGCUUCACCCCUAACCUGGACAUGGCCUGUGUCCUACCAGCCACUGAUAACACCACAAAGCUACUGCGAGUUUUCCACGGCAGGAAACCACCAUUAUUAUUCUUAGGUCAUCCACUGGAUCUUCACUACUCAGUGGGAGUCAGCAAUUAUGUGCCAGCCAGUGCCUUCAUUCCUAUCAAUUUACCAUAUGUCCUAGAAACUUUUUGUAAAUAUCUCAUUUCUCUCUCUGGUGCUCUAAUCAUCCUCAAUGUGGUUCCAUGCUACGCACUUGACGGACAAUGGAUCUGCCAUGCGUUCAUUGAGCUCUCUCUGCGAUCAACCUUCCCGGACCGAGAAGCUCGGGGUGCCAUAUACACCGUCGUCAUUCUCUUUGGAACGUUGUUGUUGUUAACUAAUGUUUUCAUUGCAAUGUGUACAUUGUUUUUUUAAAGAGUUUAUGUUUUUUGUACAGAUCUCAGCUUGAAGCACAUUGAUUACAUGUAUCUGGUAUAGUAUACGUAUAUAUAUUCAGGUUGAUAAAUGAUAUUCCAUCAGAAGUGGGGUUCCAGCAUCAUUAUAGUGGUUGAAUUAUAUAUUACAGUUUCUGGGUAAAAAAAGCUUGUAACAUGCAUAAACCACAUGAGAGUGUCUUGAAAUUUCGUCAAAAAGAAAUUUGUGAUGAAGAACAAAAGUUAGUAAUGUGCAUUGGAAUGUAUGCUCAUUGUUUUCCAGUAUCAUCAGAGGACUAAAACCAGCCGACUUAUACAGUAAAUCACCUGUAAUUUCAUUAAGCUUUUCACCGACUUGGUUUAAAAUCUGUUGUACUAAAGGGUUAUUAGAUGGUGUAAUUUUGUGUGAUUAAAUGUAAAUUGCAUAUUACUACAUAUGUUGAAAAAUACCGAUUGAAAAAUUCCAUGCGUUAUAGAUGAGUUUGAGAUCAGAAUGUUUUAAUGGGUUGUUUGAGAAAAAUUAUGUUCUCCCUGCCAUACCAAUACUGCAGAUUCUGUAAAGCACAGAGGGCGGGAAGAAGAACAGCUGAUCUCAUGCCGUUAACAUGGGGAGGGGGGGGGCUUGUUAGGGAGUUCCUGUAUAGUUAUGAACAAAUAUGAAUAUUA